CUGUUCGAUUAAUUGGGUGAAAUGGGCUGUCAAAAGUUAGCAAUCGUUUUGGCGAUAAGUUUUUCAUGGAUUUCUCUGGCCCAUUUUGACAACCAUCAGCAAACAGUACGCGGUGAAACAAACAGAAUUGUUAAACGUUCUCCAUUAAAUCACCAAGACAUCCAUGCCUCCGCGCGCAGUGCUGUUACUAAUGUUUUUACCGAUCCAAAUCAACCUUGCUACAAACAGUUCUUUGUUGGUAACACACCACCAAUUGGUCUGCGACCUCUUCCGACACCUUUGCCAGCCAAUUACAGUAUUAUGAGGUAUAUUUGUCAGCAAAUUCCAACGGCGACCGCAUCACCGACGCCAGUCACGUACUAUGCAACCAUGUUUGAUGAAAACUAUGGAAUCGCCGUCUACUCAGCUUACUACGUUAAUAAGCGCAACAUGGACAAUUUAAUCGCCAACAAAUUUGGUAGAGAAGAACAGACAUGGCGCACCCAGCCAGGCAUAACAAAGCAAGGGACCGACGCCGUGUACCAAACCGCGGGCAAAUCAACCUAUGACAAAGGUCACCUUCUACCAGCAAACAUUUAUUCAUUCAGCGCUGAACAUGUCACGUCAACUUUUUCCUACACAAACGCAGUUCCACAAGUUGGAAAGUUUAAUAAAGGCGAAUGGAAGCAAUAUGAGGGCAAAAUUUUGGAUUUUGCUAUAGAUAUUUGCACGCAACGUUCUGAUGCCGUCCUGUAUCUAAUCACAGGCACCACGAUCGAAAUUCGUUACGAGGGUAAUAACACCCUCACGCCGAUGAACAAAACUUUAAAAGGAAAGAGCAAAGUAGGUAUUCAAGUUCCUGGAUCGAUGUGGACGGCAGGGUGUUGCUUAGCAGGCGCGUCAACAGGCAAAGUUUCUGUCACAAGUAACUUCGCAGUCAUUGGUGGUAACCUUGGUUCAUUGCGAAUGGCUGAACUAAGCGUCGGCGCCCUCCAGAAUAUCCUAAUAAAGGAUCCUCCUAAUAAAGGAGUCACCGCAGGUGCUGUUAACUUGUUCCCAGGAAACAAGGAUUGCUCCAACCCGGCAAAAAUGGUUAACUUAAAAAAAACCAAAGCUGGUGCGCCAACUGGGGGUACACCAGCUAAAGUAAAGAAACCUUCACCGUCAUCAUCGACGAUGACUAGUAACUUAAAAACACAACAAGGGGUUUAUAACUUAUAG
Molecule: messenger RNA, 1200 nt
Organism: Dendronephthya gigantea
Lineage: Eukaryota; Metazoa; Cnidaria; Anthozoa; Malacalcyonacea; Nephtheidae
Product: nuclease-like
Exons: 4
Coding region: 22-1200 (392 amino acids)
Molecular function (GO): hydrolase activity; metal ion binding; nucleic acid binding
Source: RefSeq, a predicted model, not a curated record